AUAAAGAGAGUCAAAUCUCUCUUUUUUCUUCGUUCGUUGUGAAUAAAACCGUGUCUGUAAUAACGAAGUAUAAGAAACUUCAAGCGGCUGUUUACUCGAACUAGCGAUAUCAGGAUGAGAACUUAACAAACAUUAUCCGUUAUCGACGGGUUAUCGUCAUCUCGCGCCAUGUCGCGGCCGUUUCAAUCGAUGAUGACAUUUAAUUAGUCCGAUGUGUCGGUCGAAAUUGGUCCGAGUCGUAGUGAGUAUCGUUUCGCGCGCGACGUUUUCUUCUCUUUCUUUUUCAACUUUCUCAUCAUCAUCAUCGCGAGGCUGUAGACGCAGUUGCGUCUAUCGCGCGGAGGAAUCGGAGAAUAAAGCAGAAGUGCAACUGGCGUGCAGCUGGCAUAGCGGCGCGAUAAAAUGCACGGUGCGCGCCUCUCACCGUCGUCUACGAGAGCGUGAAUAACGUGUGCUCCACGUAUCCGCCGAGGAUACUCAUUGUCGGGGCGCGUGCUAAGCCGCACAGAACGACAACGAAUAAUUAUAGCGCAACACGAGCUCUCGUUAAUUGCCGGCCGCGCCGUGCAGUCUUUCCCUAUCCGUGAAGAGAGGAGAGGCGCUCAUCAACCUGCCCCGAGAGGAUCAGCUGCACAACCGGGAGAGAUCGAUGGCCAUUCUUCGUGGGUUAAAUUGACCCAAGUGAAAAGUUAAGGACUUUUGGUUUAAAUAACCAAAAAACAGGAAGAUUUUACGAAUUUUUUCAAAGUAAUGUACAAAGACAUCAAUAUAGGGAUUUAAUGGUGAGAGUAACAGUGGUUCUCUCGGCGUCCCUCUUCGCUACAGAGCAGCGAUCUGCAUGAAGGGCACCAGAUAGGACCACGCAAGGAUGAGGCGGACCGACCAUGACGGCUACGCUGCGCGGCAAGGGCCGCCGCCUUUCAAGGUGCUGGCCGUCCCCGACGUCGCUUACCUGUCGCCGGGGCCACCAUCUUCGACGCCACCGCCGCCGCCACGCGCACCCGAGCCCUACAAGGUCGCUCCGUCCACGACGUCCUUCGGCAGGGCGCAUCGGCGCUCCAGCUUCGUGAUCCUCGCGGAGGCCAGACCGGCGACACCGGAGUCCGGCGAUGGCUCGCCCCCUCUACCCACCGGCAGGGUCUCGCCCUUCCGCGGCCGCGGCUUCAAGGGACCACCGCCUCGCUCGAGGCCACAAUCCCCGGAGGUCGCCGCGGACGGACGAAGACGCAGCAGAGUCGAGCGGAGGGUUUCGGUGUCGCAGCAGAACAGCCCCAGGAGGAGCCUGAUACCGCAGCCGACGUAUCGUCAGCGGUCCACCUCGCUGACGAAAGUCAACGACCGUUCACCCUCUCCAAAGAUCAGCCGGCGGGUCGACUCCAAGACGCGGCUGAACGUCUCGAACUCGCGGGACCGACUGAACGCGAGCGAUGCGAAGUCGACGCGGCUCAACGACUCGAGGACGCGUCUGAACAAGCCCGACGCCAAAAGUCGCACGAGCCUCGGCGAGCCCAGGCCUCGUUUCAUCUCCAACUCCACCAGCAACCUCAGCAGUAAUUCAACAACUCCGGGGCGUCGGCAAACGACGAGGUUGUCGACGCGACUCUCGCCGAUCCAAGGCACCCCGACGAAACCGGAGAAGACGGCGACCACCACACAGGCCUCAUCGAAAGGGGAUCGCACGAGAGACUCUUCCAGACCGCCGCCUGCGAAGACGCCGAGGACCUCUCCGCAGAAGAGCAACGCUGCCACCCGAAGGGAUAGCCAGAACAGAAACACCAGCAAGGAGCGCGUCGUCUCGCCGUCUAAGAUCCCCUUGAAGACGAGCAAGAACGGCUCGUUCAUCACGCCGUCGAACACCGGCAGGUUCAUCUCCAUGCCCGACCAAGGCUCAGAAGCAGCCAAGAAGACGAACAAGACGGACAAGAUUGGCAAAGAGGGGAGGAACGACCAGCAGGCCGAUCAGUCCGUUCAGAACGGCCGGUUGUCUGAAGCGAAGGAAUUCGCUGAGGUGAACGGGAGUUCCUCAGGUCAAACGGAUGAGGUGGAUAUUAUGGGCCUCCUCAAACAGUCCUCUUCACAUGCAGCCGGCACGUCCAGCGAGCGUCUGGUGAACACCACCACGAGUACGGCGGUGAAGCCGUUGCACAUCGACGCGAACGCGCUCCUCGUGGAGCGCAACGACGGGAGGUCGAGCCAGCCGAAGGAGUGCGACGUGACCAAGUCCUCUGCCGCGUCUAAGGACGAGUCGCCGCAGCCGGUGUCGAUGCAGAACGCGGCCUCGACGAGCGAGAAACCCACGAUGUCGACGAUGGAGAACCAGGUGAGGGUGAGUCAGACGAGUAGUUCGGGAAACGAGAAGAGGGACUCCCCCGUCGGCACGGAGAGCACCGGGGGCCACUCGAAGAGCGGCAGCGUCGGUCAGCCCGUGAAGAAUACCUCCAGGGCGAACGGCGACGGUUCGACUCAUCAACGCCCCAGCAAUCAGUCUUCCGCUAAUCAGCGUUCCACCAGGAACGGUCAAGGCACUCGCGGUUCUAAGCCGGCCGACGGCAAGGCCUCGGAGCAGUCGGAAGUGACCUCGGCUCCGUCGGCGGAGGUCAAGAGCGGGUCAGCCGGCGGGGUUGGCAAAUUAACUGGCGGUCGCGAGGCUUCGGCGAGCGACAGGAUGCCGACGGUGAUGGAGAACGACACGAAGGCCGCGAGCGGGCAGUCGGAGAUGAGGAGCACCGCGGCGGCGGCCAACAACGCGAUGGCGAACAGCACAACGGCGACCAACAAGGUGAUGAAUAGCGCGGCGAAGAGCAACGACAGCCACGCGAGCAACUCCGCGGGCGGUGCAGUGAACGCGAGUGCGAACAGUGGUGCGGUCCGCGCGAGGAACGAGAACCGCGGCAGCGACGUGUCCUUGAAAUCCUCCACCGGCGUGUCCACGGACUCGAUCGAGAGCGUGAGGUCGACGGACACGGGGGUGAGCGUCAACACGGUGCGGGGGGUGUCCUCGCCGAGGGAGAAGACGGGGGUGCACGUGGUGAAGCGGCAGGAUAUCGAGACACUCAGCGGCAACAUCGUCUGCGUCGAGCAGAACGGCGAGCCAGCGGUCUUGGCCUCCAGCAACGAGAAGCAACGCGAUAGCGAGAGGCUGUUGACGCGUUGGGGAAGAUCUCUAAGUCGCUAUUGCAAGUGCUGUUCAGGCAUGAGGUGUUUAGCGUGUCGCAGAGACCCCAAGGGUCUCCUCUGGACUAGGAAUUCAGGGAGAAUGACGGUGAUCAGCGAGUCACCGCCGCCUGUUGCGGUGGCUGCACUUGAUGCGCCGCCGCCACCACCUGGAGCGAUUGCGCCGUCCUGCUGGUCGAAGCUGAAGACGCGGUGCAGAUGCACCCGACUGCGAGAGUUCAAGUGUUGCGCGCGGAGAUCCAAGGUCGCUCCUGCCGAGCCUACCGUUUGCUGUCCGCCGGAGAGAAGAUUCGGUACGAUCUGCCGUCGUGUGUUCGGCUGUUGCAGUUGUAAGCGCGCGGACAAGCAACAACGCACAAGAAACGUACGUGCCAAGCACAGUCUCACGAGCGUGGUGCCGCCGCCGCUGUCGGAGGAACCGAAGGCCAAGAUACCGGAUGUCCUGGUGGAGCACAAUUCCGUCAUGCGCGGCGCUAUUCCCUGCCUGCCGGUUCCUCUCGCCUGGUUCUGUCUGGUGUGGAACGUCCUGCUACCUGGCUCUGGAACCGUCUGGAGCGGGCUGUUCAAUCUGUGCACCGGACAGCCGAGAUUUUCUCCUGUCGCUGGACUGAAAUCACGACUGGGUGCGUUCAUCGUGAAUCUCGUCGUGGGCGUGGGCCAACUAUUCACCGUUUUAUUUUGCCUCGUCGGAUGGGGUUGGAGCAUUUGGUGGGGCGUUACGAUGGUUCGCUUAGCUAGGAAGUACAAGCGGUUCAGGGCUUCGGAAGCCGCCAGCAACGAUCCCGAAGCCAGAGGAGGCGAACCAGCCGCCCUGCCUCCCGGCGUGCCGAGUCAAGCUCUGCGAGGGAUAGAAAGGGCACGAUGAUGCGUCCUCGGCGAACAGGAGAGCGCGACCCCUCCGCGAUUAUCUAAGGAUAUUUUGUAUCUCGUUCGACGUUUUGUAUCCUCGCGCACCUGUCGAUCGCGAGAAUAUCGGCAGAAUUGUUCGCCACGAACGAAACUCGAGGCCUGCCGCGAUUCAAACAUCUUGUAUGAAAGACGGCGUCGUAGUUUGCGAAGACGAUAUCGCGAGACGAUUUAAUCAGCGAGGAAUUUUCUCGGCUGUGCGAUCGCGUCAAGGAGGCUGACGGCUCGGCGCAAUAACGUGUUAAGCUCGCCAGGAAACGCAAACGGGCGAGCGAUCGAAGAGAGCCGUAAAUUAUUGAAGAGGAACACUUUCUUCGCGCCUCUAUUUCUCGUGCAACGCACGUACCUCGCUAUUCCUGCAAGAGGGAGAUGUUUUUUUUAUUGGGAUCCGAAGGUACAGGAAAGAUCGGGACCUUCUCUCUUUCCGCGGUUUAGCAUGUUAUUGCGCCGAGAUCUUCGCUUUUGAUGCGCGAGGGAUUCCUCGAGAGGAAUUCCCUGAGAUUCUUGUGCAAGGUGUCUGUUAAGUCUCUGGUCCUCCUGGUCCUUCCUAAAAUUUAUGUUACGCAAAAAGAAAAAGGAAGAAUAUUUCUUUCGACUUUUGUGGGACGACAAUCUUCUUUAACGAGAUCUCCGAGCGAAUUGAUUUUAAGGCAGGUGCCCUUGGAAAUCUCUCGCGAGAAGGGCUGAGGGAGAGUUCGAGGAGAAGAGAUCGCGCGCAUAGUUUAGCGGCUCGAUAUCAGCAGCUUGUCUCUACAGCGCGCACGCAAGAUGGAUCCUCGUACAAAACAGACAGAGACUUUGUCGAGCACCCUGUAUUUUUCUACGCAGCGAAGACUUUCGUUCUCGUUGGAACGAAAGGUCCGAUUUUUGUAAAGCCGCCGCCAGAGCCGCGGCCUGUCGAAGAGCUUGAAGCUCGCGGUCUAUCAGAAUCCGAACGAGUCCUUGAAGAUUUAAUCGCUUUCAGUGAAAGCAUCUUUGCCGAGGCGUUCUUUCAAAAUGUACUCGUUGCGUCGAUGAGCGCGAUAUCUUGCGAAAAGCGGGUCGCCGGCGACGAUACUCACAUUCUAAUACGUGUGAAUUGUCCCGAGAAAGCGAGAUCUCGAAAUUCGAGGAAACUGGGACAAUUUCCCGAAAAGUCACCAAUCGCGAAACGCGAGUACCGAGAUAAAUAUUCCGAGAUACAAUUUUCCCGAAUUAUACUCUCCUAAAGCAAACUAUUUCAAAAUUUCGUGAGAGUAUCAAGCUUUCCUUAACUUCAGAAAUCAUCAGGAUGUAAAAAAAUAUUUCUCUCAGAACUUUUAAUUUUUUACAUUCUAUGUGCAGUGCAGUCAACUGUGCAGACCACAAAGAUGCCAAGACAAAUAAAUUUCCCAUUGAUAAUUAAUUGAUAAUUAAACAUGCGUUUUGCACACUUUGAGUAUAAAAAGAGUCAGGUUACAGACUUGGAAAAAUGUCCAGUCAAACGGAACGAAUCGACGGAAUAAUUACGUUUUGAAAAAACGCGCUUUAUAUUUUUACAAGUGCAACGUAAACAUACACACGAGUAAUCAACUACGCCGAUAUUAAACUUAUAUACUUACUUAUAUACUUACUAUACGCUCGUUCUCUUGUAAAUAUGGAAAUAUAUUACUUACAUCAAUUUUUCAUGUAA
Odontomachus brunneus is the source of this 5731-nucleotide messenger RNA. RefSeq names its product mucin-5AC-like (gene stum). Lineage: Eukaryota; Metazoa; Arthropoda; Insecta; Hymenoptera; Formicidae. Gene Ontology annotation, cellular component: sensory dendrite. The record is from RefSeq and is a predicted model, not a curated record. The transcript has 10 exons. The coding region runs from base 869 to 4039 and encodes 1056 amino acids. Gene Ontology annotation, biological process: taxis; proprioception; sensory perception of mechanical stimulus.